Molecule: messenger RNA, 1806 nt
Organism: Glarea lozoyensis ATCC 20868
Lineage: Eukaryota; Fungi; Ascomycota; Leotiomycetes; Helotiales; Helotiaceae
Product: Seven-hairpin glycosidase
Exons: 2
Coding region: 1-1806 (601 amino acids)
Biological process (GO): N-glycan processing; carbohydrate metabolic process
Cellular component (GO): Golgi membrane; endoplasmic reticulum
Molecular function (GO): mannosyl-oligosaccharide 1,2-alpha-mannosidase activity; calcium ion binding
Source: RefSeq, a predicted model, not a curated record
AUGGCAGUAAUACGGCGCUGGCGAGUUGCGGCGCUCAGCAUCAUCCUCACUCUCAGCUUCGUGUACUAUCUUUACCAGAAACAAAACGUUUCUUACCUCCCCUUCUCCGCCUCCAACUACGCCGACGGGAAAACCCACUGGAAGAAGCUCCCCGAGCAGAACCCUAUUUCUUCUUUCAUACCUUUCCCGGCUGGAGCGCCGAAGCCGAUACCUGCGAUUCAGACGCAUCAGCCGAAAGAAGAUGCGAAGCAGCUGGAGGAGCGCUUGAAGCGCAAAGCUGCGGUACUAGAGAGCUUCACGCAUAGCUGGGAGGGAUACAAGCAGCAUGCUUGGUUGAGGGACGAGGUUGCCCCUCUGACUGGGAAAUACAAGGACACUUUUGGAGGAUGGGCGGCUACGCUUGUCGACUCGUUGGAUACACUGUGGAUUAUGGGCAUGAAGGCUGAUUUCGAAUUGGCUGUGAAAGCUCUGGGGGAGAUUGAUUUCACUACGACGGAUGCGAAGGAUAUAAAUGUGUUUGAGACUACAAUUCGGUAUAUGGGAGGGUUCCUGGCUGCCUAUGACAUUUCUGGGGCGAGGUACCCGUUAUUGUUGACAAAGGCAAUUGAGGUUGGAGAGUUAUUGAUGUGCUGUUUUGAUACCCCAAAUAGAAUGCCCAUCACGAGGUGGGAUUGGAAAGCGUAUGGAACGGGUUCCAAACAGAAAGCUGGAAAUACGUUGGUCUCUGAAUUAGGAUCGCUUUCACUUGAGUUCACACGAUUGGCGCAGCUCACAGGAGACGUUAAAUACUAUGACGCCGUACAACGAAUAGGUGAUCACUUUGAAAAGGGUCAGGAUGGGACAAAACUUCCGGGGAUGUGGCCGAUUAGUGUAAACGCAGGUGGGCCCUCAUUCAAUACCGAUACGAUGUUUACGCUGGGAGGCAUGUCGGAUUCAUUAUACGAAUAUCUUCCAAAGCAAUAUCUCAUUCUUGGUGGUAGGCUUGAACAGCCUAAGAAGAUGUACGAGAAGUUCAUUGAAGUGGCGAAGAAACACAUGUUCUUCCGAAUCUUCAAUCCAAAGGAUGAGGCGUUGUCAGUCUCUGGGGAUAUCCGCGUUACAGGCAUAGAUCAUUCUGAGCUUUCAGUUCAACCACAAGGCCAGCAUCUUACCUGCUUCACUGGUGGUAUGGUAGGUAUUGCUUCUCGCAUUUUUGAUCGACCAAAUGAUCUCGCUCUCGCACAAGAGCUUACAGCUGGCUGUGUCUUUGCAUAUGACAGCAACCCAAAUGGCAUCGCUCCUGAGAUCUUCACAGUCAUGCCUUGUCCAAAGGAAAAGGAAAAGGAUUGCAAAUGGAAGGACGAGAUUUGGUAUGAUGCACUUGCCGCUGCUCAUCCAUCCAUGUCUGGCGUAGAAGAAACGGCAGAAGCUCGCGCCACCCGACUUAAGAAAAGUGCUGACGAAAUGCGUCUCGUUCCCGGCUUCACAUAUAUCAACGACAAACGCUACAUUCUAAGACCCGAAGCUAUCGAGUCAGUAUUCAUCAUGUAUCGCAUAACCGGCGACAAGAAAUGGCAAGAUGCUGCGUGGCGCAUGUUUCAAGCCAUCGAGAAAGUCAGCAGAACGGAGAUUGCUGCUGCGGCUAUCAAUGAUAUUACCGUGCCAAAGGAAAACAUCAAGGAACAACAGUCUGAUAGCAUGGAGAGUUUUUGGUUGGCGGAAACGCUGAAGUAUUUUUACCUGUGCUUUGAUGAUUUUACGAAUGUUAGUCUGGAUGAGUUUGUGUUGAAUACGGAGGCGCAUCCGCUUAGGAGGCCGAGGAAGUAG